UUGGCCAGUGAGGAAAGAUUUUUAGUUUUUCUCUCUUUGGUAGGGAUCUGAGAGAUCCACAGAGAAGCCUACAAACGUUAAUACUGGAUAUUUUAUUUUCUGUCUGCCUGCUGAUUGCCUUUUUAAUCUGUAACUUUGAGAAAAUACAGUUGUCACAAUGUCCAGAGUUGCCAAUCUGUCGAAGCUGCGGCAAGAGAGGAUGAAGGAGAUCAACCUGCGGAAUAAAGAGAGAGAGCGUAUGAGGGAGCGGGAGAAGGCGGCAAGGGAGAGGGAGGCACGUUACAGCAAUGGUCAUCUCUUCACCUCCUUGACAGUGUCAGGAACCACGCUCUGUUCAGCAUGCAACAAGAGUAUUACUGCCAAGGAGGCACUCAGCUGCCCUACAUGCAAUGUCACUAUCCACAACCGCUGUCGAGACACUUUGCCAAACUGUGCCAAAAUGAAACAGAGGCAGCAGAAGACGGCCCUUAUGCGGAAUAACUCAUCCUUGCAGAAUGUCAAUCUGCGCACAAAAACUCCAGGAAUGCGCGAGCGUCCGAGUUCAGCCAUCUACCCUUCCGACAGCUUCCGACAGACCCUGCUGGGAUCCCGCCGUGGUCGCUCCGGCCUAUCUCUGUCCAAGAGUGUCUCCACCAACAACAUUGCAGGGACCCUGAAUGAUGACUCUCCCUUGGGGCUGCGCAGGAUCCUUUCCCAGUCUACAGACUCCCUCAGCUUCAGGGCUAGAGCUAUGUCAGUGGAGUCUCUCAACGAUGAUGGAGACCUCUACUAUACUUCCGUACUGGAGGAGAUGGAGUUAGAGGGCCAGGAUUUUAAGGCGGACUCGUGGAGCAUGGCGGUGGACAGCAGUUACUUGCAGACACACCGCAAAAACAUCAUCAAGAGGCAGGAUGUCAUCUAUGAGCUGAUUCAGACAGAGGUGCACCACAUGCGAACACUGCAUAUUAUGGAAAGGGUGUUCCGACAGGGCAUGCUGGAGGAGCUUCAGCUGGAUCCCAUCACCGUGCAUGCCAUGUUCCCGUGCCUGGACCAGCUGAUCAGGAUUCAUUCCCAUUUCCUGGCACAACUUCUCAUGCGGCGCAACAGCAGCCUGCAGCCUGGAUCCAACUGCAACUUCACCAUUCACAAGCUGGGGGACAUACUAUUAGAGCAGUUCUCAGGCCAGUGUGCAGAUGACAUGCGGAAGACCUACGCUGAAUUCUGUAGCCGCCACUUGAAGGCUGUCAAAUUGUACAAGGAACUACUGGCCAGAGACAAGAGGUUCCAGUGCUUCAUACGGCUGAUGAGUCGAGGACCCUUGCUGCGCUGCCAUGGGGUUCAGGAGUGCAUCUUGUUGGUGACUCAGCGGAUCUCCAAGUAUCCUGUUCUUAUCCAGCGCAUUCUGGAGAACACUAGCGAGGAUGAAGAAGAAGCUUCCUGUCUGGCCCAGGCUCUCUUGAUGAACAGAGAACUUCUUAGUUCAAUAGACCAACAGAUGGAGGACCUGGAGAAAACGCAGCGGCUGCAAGAGAUCCAGGCCAAACUGGACCCACGGGCUGAGGCCAGAGUAAGGGAUGGAGGAAUUUUCAAGCCUGGAGAGUUGCUCCGCCGCAGACUCAUCCAUGAAGGGACCCUCUUCUGGAAAACGCCAGGAUCCCGGCUCAAAGAUAUACAGGUCUUACUGAUGACAGACAUCCUGGUGUUUCUGCAGGAGAAAGACCAGAGGUACAUCUUUCCAUGUCUGGACAAACCUCCAGUGCUGUCUCUUCAGAACCUGAUAGUGAGGGAUAUAGCCAAUCAGGAGCGAGGCAUGUUCCUCAUCAGUGACUCCUCCCCUCCUGAGAUGUAUGAGUUCCAUGCUGCAACCAAGGAGGACAAGAACGUCUGGAUACGCCACAUCCAGCGCACCGUCAGCAAGUGCCCAUCUAGAGAGGAGUUCCCCCUCAUAGAGACUGAACACAAGGCCCACCUGAGGAGACUUAAAGCUGACCUCCAGCAGAAGGACCGGGAAAUGCUGGAGCUCCUGCAAGAGAGGGUGACUCUCUUCUGUGAGCUGACAGAGGUGACCAGUGGUCAGGAGGGCCUACAGCCUCCCAUCACUCGCUACUUGUUCAGGGCAGACACACCCCAAGCCCCCCGUGCAGAAAAACUUCUACUGGAUGCCACAGCUGAGGUGGACAGACUAAGCGAGCUACUUCUGGGCUCCAGCAUGGACAUCCCUCUUCCAUGUCUUCACAACCACAUGGAGGUGGUAGAAACCUGUGAUCAGGAUCUGUUCAAUGGAGCCCAUGACUACUCUGCAGCAAAGGGUUGCAUGAGGAAUCAAGACAAGCCACCACCCACGGAGAUAUAUCAGACGCUGGUGAAUCUCAGUGUUUAUCUCCAUGCACUCCAGGGUGCUAUUAUCAAACAAGACUCCAUCUUGGAGCUGUUACUUCAGCCGCAGGACACCUUGGCACCAGCUGGAGGAGGAGUGUGGCGCCCCCUCUGGCGAGAUGGUGGAAAUCGGGAUAACAGUGCAGGGUCAACCAUUGGGGAGCUGGCUCUUUUGCAGAGACAACACAGCCUGCUGCAGGAGGAGCUGCUGAGGCUGCGGGAUGCCGAGAGCCGGUUCAAGGACAGUGAGAGGGCCCGGGCCAAACUGGAGAGGCAGGUCCGACACAUGAAGGUCUGCAGUGGUGCUCCACUUGCAUCCCAGCAGCUGGGGGAACAGUCUUUUCAACCUACAUCUCUGCAGCCGGGUAGGGAGGUCUCAACUGGAGAUGACACACUGCAGGCCAGCCAGGAACCCACCCACCAGUCAGAUGGCCUCCAGGACAGCAGUGAUUUGGAGGUAGACAUGACAUCAGAUGAUGAUGAUGGGACGGCAUCUGAAAGCUCCAAAGAUCUUCAAGAUAUUCCAGAGGAUAUCUGAUCCUCGGCAUGUUUCACAGUGUUAAUGACCUUAGAGCUACAAUUGAUUCUAAUUUAACUUGACUGCAACAAUACGCAUGUCUAUCUUUUCUGCAAGUCUUCAUGUUUAUUUAGCUGCUUUACUUUUGAGUGUUUGGCUUGUGACGGUAGUUGUUUUAGUUUUCAGUUAUGCUUUUGAAUGUUUGGAUUUAUGAUUUCAUUGCAUCAUUUGGUCAAAGGGUCGUGAAAAGAUUUGACUAAAUGAACAUCAGAGGCCUGUAUUACGAAGCAGGAUUUGAGCUUAGCAAGAUAACCCUGAGCUUUUAGUACCAUGAUUGUGGUUCUUCUUUUUCUUACCAGGGGAGAUCGCCAUGGUAUCUUAUGCUGAACAGCUAACCUGCUCCAAAGCAGGUUAUGUUCCAGAUAAGAGAUCGACUCUAUAAAAGCACCAGCUACUGACCAAUCAGCUCUCUUAGAAAAUGACUUGAAGAUGAAAAUGAAGAUCCCUCAGAUUGUUUUAUAGGCGGCUUUUAUGGUUGCUGUGGUGAUGCUAACAAACUUUUGUAUAGCGAUAUAAUCCUACAUAGACUGAUUGAAGCAGGCUACUGAAGCCUUGUAGGCUACUACUUGUUGUAGUCUUUUAAGAUAUGACAUCAAGCCUACUUACCGCUUUGAAAUGUGUUUUAUAUUUUUUAUUUGCUCCCAAGUCCGUUUCACACACAUUAGAGCAAUGUUUGGAACAUUUUUUAGUGCAUUAAAGAAAUGAAUCUGAUUUUUGAAGUGAUGAGAAGUUUAAAAGUGAGUUGGAACAAUCAUUUAUUCAGUGCCCUAGGCUUUUAAUGCGGAAACGCCGACACACAGCUGAGCUGAAAGAAUAAGGCUAAAAUUGUCUCACACGCUGUAAGAACACAUCAAAUCAAUGCAUUCAUAUUACAGGCUACGCCUGUUCGUAUAGGCCUUCAUACUGUCAGCAAUUUUAUGUCUUUCUGCAUGUGUUACUCAGACUGUUUCUUGCGAUUGCUCAUCUCCUGCAAACACCACCUUUUUCAUGUGAACAUGCUUACGGCUGGAUUGGGAAACCCUGAGUUUACUUACCGAGUUGAUAACCAGCUUUGUGUGUCCGCUUGUGGCUCAGGAGAUAGAGUGGGUUGGCCAUUAAUUGGAAGGUCU
Molecule: messenger RNA, 4041 nt
Organism: Micropterus dolomieu (smallmouth bass)
Lineage: Eukaryota; Metazoa; Chordata; Actinopteri; Centrarchiformes; Centrarchidae
Gene: arhgef2a
Product: Rho guanine nucleotide exchange factor (GEF) 1a
Exons: 23
Coding region: 158-2893 (911 amino acids)
Biological process (GO): actin filament organization; positive regulation of neuron differentiation; cell morphogenesis
Cellular component (GO): ruffle membrane; cytoskeleton
Molecular function (GO): microtubule binding; guanyl-nucleotide exchange factor activity
Source: RefSeq, a predicted model, not a curated record